CCCGUUUAACGGACUGGGGAAAUGGGCUUGUUUUAAUGUAGUGAUGACGAGACAGUGAGGAAGAAGGAGUUCAGCUGUGAUGAAAGCAGCACCUGCGAGGAACUGCGACAAAAGAAGAUAAAACAUAAAAGAAGACGUCGGAUAUAACUCCUCUCCGCGGAAACAGCCAAAAUGUCAUGGAUAAAAGCUCUCACCUCUUGCCUUGUGCUCUCCAGCCUGCUGUUCAGUUCCCAGGCAGUGCCUAUUAGUGUAGAUAAAACUAAAGUCACGGUUCCAGAAGCAAAGGUAGAAGAAUCGCCUCAGAGUGUGGACACUGGACUGCAUUAUGACCGCUAUCUCAGGGAAGUUAUUGAUUUCCUCGAAAAAGACCAGCAUUUUAGAGAAAAGCUGCACAACACAGACAUGGAGGAUAUAAAGCAAGGGAAACUGGCUAAAGAGCUGGACUUUGUGAGCCACCAUGUCAGGACGAAGCUGGACGAGUUAAAAAGGCAAGAAGUGAGUCGACUGAGGGCGCUCAUCAAAGCCAAGCAGGACAUCGUAGGAGGGAACGAUGUGGCUGUGGACCAUCAGGCUUUAUUGAAGCAGUUUGAAUAUCUGAACCACAUGAACCCUCACACGUUUGAGGUGGAAGAUCUGGACCGACUCAUUAAAUCAGCUACAAAUGAUUUGGAGAAUUAUGACAAAGAACGUCAUGAAGAGUUCAAGAAGUACGAAAUGAUGAAGGAGCACGAGCGCCGCGAGCACCUGAAGACCCUGGACGAGGAGAACAGGAAGAAAGAACAGCAGCAUUAUGAAGAGAUGAAGAAGAAACAUGCUGAUCAUCCAAAAAUUAAUCACCCUGGCAGUCAGAAUCAGCUGAAAGAGGUGUGGGAGGAGGCAGACGGUCUCGACCCAGAUGAUUUUGACCCUAAAACAUUCUUCAACCUUCAUGAUACAAAUGGAGACGGCUUUUUUGAUGAGCAGGAAUUAGAGGCGUUGUUUACUAAAGAGCUGGAGAAAAUCUAUGAUCCUGCAAAUGAAGAGGACGACAUGGUGGAGAUGGAGGAAGAGAGGCUACGGAUGAGAGAACACGUGAUGAAUGAGGUUGAUACCAACAAGGACCGCCUGGUAUCAUUAGAUGAGUUCUUGAUUGCUACAAAGAAGAAAGAAUUCCUGGAACCUGACAGCUGGGAGACUCUGGAGCAGAACCAGGCUUACACAGAAGAGGAGAUGCGUGAGUUUGAGGAACAUCUUGUCAGGCAGGAGCACGAUCUGAAACAAAAAACAUCAGAACUGCAGAAGCAACGAGAGGAGCUGGAGAGACAGCAGGAGCAGCUCAAUGCACAAAAAUUUGAACUCCAACAAGCUGUAGAGCACAUGGAACGGUUAAAAAACCAGAAGGUUGAAAGUCCACCUCAAGUUCAUGUUGAUGGUAAUGCAGUCUCAGAAACCCCUAAAGACAAGCACCAGCCUCCACCUGAGCAUCAGCCACUUCCUCCAGGGCACCAGGACACUCCUGCAGCUAAGCAAGAUUUGGACCAUGCCCAGCCGCUCCCUCAGGAUCCCCACACCGUGACCCACAACCUGCCACAAGUACCAUAAACGAGGGACGGUUUUUGGGAGCAGUGCCGGACUGUGCAGAUAAAACACAAGCACCACUUCUCCAGCGUCUGGAGGCGAUGCAUAAGGACCACUCACCUCUGUGGGGAUCCUCCAGUUUCUGCUGCUCAACAGCAAUGUAUUCAAACCCUAAUUUGUUUUAUUGUAUAAUCAUCCUUAUGCUGGUUUGACUGGUCAGAUUCAUUUUGCACAUUUUUUUUUUUUUUUUUAAUUAAGACAAAGGGUAUGAUGUACUUUUUUUUUUGAAUAGAUAAAUGCAAACCAAACAAGGUCUAGCUAUUUCAAUAAUGAGUGCAGUUAACAGAUUUCUGCCCGAUUUUCUUUAAUUUAAUCCCCAGAAAGAUAACAGGCUUCAAAUGGUAUUUGAAUACUUCAAUUCCAGUUCAUGUUUACGCUCUUGUAGAAAAUGGUGCCCGUUUUAAGGUGCAUUCAAUUUUCUUCAUUCAAUUACAAUUUAAAAGAAAAUUAAGGUGUCAUCAAUUUGUGUACUGUUCUCAUUAAAGUGGUCGAGGCAUCCA
Messenger RNA from Silurus meridionalis, 2117 nucleotides. RefSeq names its product nucleobindin 2a (gene nucb2a). Gene Ontology annotation, molecular function: calcium ion binding. The transcript is spliced from 13 exons. The coding region runs from base 172 to 1581 and encodes 469 amino acids. The record is from RefSeq and is a predicted model, not a curated record. NCBI's taxonomy places the organism in Eukaryota, Metazoa, Chordata, Actinopteri, Siluriformes, Siluridae. Gene Ontology annotation, cellular component: extracellular exosome; endoplasmic reticulum-Golgi intermediate compartment.